Messenger RNA from Raphanus sativus (radish), 1710 nucleotides. Its product is annotated as zinc finger CCCH domain-containing protein 3. The record is from RefSeq and is a predicted model, not a curated record. Gene Ontology annotation, molecular function: metal ion binding; mRNA binding. Lineage: Eukaryota; Viridiplantae; Streptophyta; Magnoliopsida; Brassicales; Brassicaceae. The coding region runs from base 261 to 1475 and encodes 404 amino acids. The transcript has 7 exons.
ACUCUUUCUAAUUUAAUUCCAUUUUCUAAUUUUCUAUCUCUCUCUCUCUUCACAUUGAAAACACACAGACCAAAAAAAACAGAGAGGAAGGAGAAAGAUCCGAAAAAACUAAAACUUCCUCUUGAGAAAAUAUCUCACAUUCUGAGCAAAGAGAGAAAAAAAGGAAGAAACUUUUCGAAAUCUGUCUUGUUUGUUUGUUUGAUCAUCGUGAUCGUCGUCCUUCAUUGUCUGAAACUGCUGUGACUUUGUCCUUUUCUUACAUGCGACCCAUGUCAGACACUCACAAUGUUCAGAGCUCUACUGGGUCGAUUCGAUCUUCCCAAAAAAUCGAAGAUGCCUUUAGGAAGAUGAAAGUAAAUAACGAGAACGGAGAAUCUGAUCCGUAUCCAGAUCGUCCUGGUGAAAGAGAUUGCCAGUUCUAUCUGAGAACUGGUCUCUGUGGCUACGGAAGCAGUUGCCGUUACAAUCAUCCUACUAACCUCCCACAGGUUAUGUACUACAAUGAAGAGCUCCCUGAGAGGAUUGGACAGCCGGAUUGUGAGUAUUAUCUCAAGACAGGAGCUUGUAAGUACGGUUCAACUUGUAAAUACCAUCACCCAAAAGACAGGAAUGGAGCUGAGCCUAUAUUGUUCAAUGUUCUCAAUUUACCUAUGCGUCAGGGUGAGAAGCCAUGUCAGUAUUACCUGCGAACGGGAACUUGUAGAUUCGGAGUUGCUUGCAAAUUCCACCAUCCUCAACCUGAUAAUGGACAUUCUACUGCUGCAUAUCCGAUGUCUACUUUUCCUUCUCCAGGUUUACAUCAUGCUGGUGGAUUAGCAAUGAUGUCUGCAUAUGGAACUUUGCCUCGUCCGCAACUUACUCAGACCUAUGUUCCCGUCAUGGUAACACCUUCUCAAGGCCUCUUGCCUCCUCAGAGCUGGGCCACUUACAUGGGUGCAUCUAAUAACUCCAUCUACGGUGUGAAGAAUCAAGUUUAUUACUCUGGUUCCAGCGGGCCAAUGCCCAUGGCUGUGGCAUUGAACGGUGAUUUGUCUGAAAGAUCCGAACAGCAACAACAAUGUCGGUUUUUCAUGAACACUGGGACAUGUAAAUAUGGAGAACACUGCAAAUACACUCACCUCGGAGUAAGAGUUUCACCACCACAACCACUACCAAAUUUCAUAAACCCUUUUGUUCUCCCAGCGAGACCUGGACAACCAGCUUGUGCUAGCUUCAAGAGUUAUGGAAUCUGCAAGUUUGGACCAAACUGCAACUUCGACCACUCGGUGCUGCCAUAUCCUCCUACGGGAUUGCCCAUGCCUUCGUCUCUACCUAGUCCUUAUCCUUCACAUGUUUCAUCUAAUUAUCAGAGGAUCUCACCAUCCCCUAGCCGCACUGGUUCAAAGGCUAUGCAUGAUGAUAAGCCUGGUGUGAAAAAGAAAAUGUCAGGGACUGAGACGCAAGACGAUGAUUCCGAACAAGUGCAUGAUUCAUGAUCACAGCAACGAUAAACAUCAGCAAAUAUGGCUGGAUAUUCCUACUCAGGCUUUUAAAGAUCUCUCUCUGUCCUUUUUUGGAUAAUUUUUGUGGAAGAGGAGUGGAAGUGAAAGUGUUUCUCCUUUUUCUUUUGGUUUUUCUUUUGGACGAAAACUACAUAGGACCAAAACCUUUAUGUCGUAUGUAUAUUGAAACCUUUAUGUCGUCGUAUGGAAGAACAUGUUUGUUUCAAUA